Molecule: messenger RNA, 348 nt
Organism: Gongylonema pulchrum
Lineage: Eukaryota; Metazoa; Nematoda; Chromadorea; Rhabditida; Gongylonematidae
Source: the annotation of a GenBank genome assembly
AUGCAGCAUGUGCUGUGUACUGGCAAUCUCUGUACUCGAGAAACUUUUGAUUAUCUCAAAUCACUGGCCUCCGAUAUUCACGUCGCUCGCGGUGAUUUCGACGAUGUCUUGGCGAACUAUCCGGACACAAAAGUUGUAACAGUUGGCCAGUUCAGGAUUGGUUUAUGCCAUGGGCACCAAGUCGUUCCCUGGGGCGAUCAGAAGAGGUUGGAAUUGCUGGCUCGACAAAUGGACGUGGAUGUAUUAAUAACGGGACACACGCAUGUGUGUCAAACCUUUGAACACGAAGGCCGAUUUUACGUAAAUCCUGGCUCCGCAACUGGAGCUUUUUCACCUAUACAAAAGUAA